This is a messenger RNA of Brienomyrus brachyistius, 5234 nucleotides long. It is a transcript of the gene rnf157, whose product is annotated as ring finger protein 157. Bases 1047 to 3104 code for a protein of 685 amino acids. The transcript has 19 exons. Gene Ontology annotation, molecular function: ubiquitin protein ligase activity. Gene Ontology annotation, biological process: protein ubiquitination. Gene Ontology annotation, cellular component: cytoplasm. The record is from RefSeq and is a predicted model, not a curated record. Lineage: Eukaryota; Metazoa; Chordata; Actinopteri; Osteoglossiformes; Mormyridae.
UACGGCUUGAAAGGGUUGUGGUCUGAUGGGAUAUAUGGUAUUAAUAAGAAGCUGUUGCAAGGUUACAUUUGUGUAGAUUCCAUUUAUUAAUGUUCACUGUGAGACGUCAGUAAUUUUCUUUGGAAAUGGAAAGCUGACUGUAAAGACUUUAUGCAGCUUGACAGAUUUUCACGUGGUUACAGGCUACUGACAGUUAGCUAGCGCUAUAUGACGUUGAGGAUAAUCAUUACUGAAUAGCUUAUAAUGAGCAUGUGUGGAAAUGUUGCAUAAUUGCAAUGUAUACCUACACAUUAAUAUUUUAAAUCGAUUAUUAAAGUUUAAUCCAAACGUUACCGUUAUGUAAUAUUAUACAUUAUUAUUAUAUUAAAAGUGAAAAUAAAUGAUAAGCAUUGGGUGAAGAUUCCGUGCCCGAACCGCACUCAUUCGGCCAUGGUUAAAGUCCCGCACUGCAGUGAGCGAUGCCAGUGAUGGGAAGGUCAUAUUAGCAAAGCGGGAGCUGGAUCGUACUGCGCAAAACCCCACAGUCUGGACCGAGACCUGACGUCAGAGGUAGCCAUUAGAGGCGUUUUUUGACAGCCGGGGUUUCUGAUAGGGUACCGAGAAACCCGAACCUAAUGGAAGUAGAGCUCACAAGAUGCCGUAGCUCUCCCGCAACCGUGCGCUUUUCCCCCCUUUUGUCUCAAGGAGUCCGAAAGCGGCGCAGUCAAGUGCAGGGGGCAUAAUAAAGAGCUUAGCAAAAAAAAGGACGCAGUUCGAGCCCUGUGGUAAAAACCGCUGCAGGUUUAUAUCUUCGCCGCUUGUUGGUGGCAUCCUUAUGUAAAACAGUAAGCAAGGGCCGUUUAGGUGUUAGCUUACUAUACCAUAAAUUUAGUAAGGUUUAAUCGAAACACCAACAAAACAAAAUGCAUAAUAAUACUAAAUAUUUUACCAGUUAAAUUACGUCGCAAGUGGAAUUAAAGUAAGGAAAGAAAUAGGGUUCUCAUGUUGAACUUGGUGUGGUGAUGCUUGCUUGAUUUUGCGAUAUAUUUGUCCAAAUUCAUCUGGAAAUGGGAUCUUUGACAAGUAGACAAAAUGCGGGAGUGGAGGAGGUCGACAUCCCCUCUAAUUCGGUCUACCGAUACCCACCGAAAUCCGGUAGUUACUUUGCCAGCCAUUUCAUCAUGGGAGGAGAAAAGUUUGAUUCCACUCACCCAGAAGGGUACCUCUUCGGGGAAAAUACAGACCUGAAUUUCCUUGGCAACAGACCAGUAGCGUUCCCGUACGCUGCCCCACCCCCCCACGAGCCCGUGAAGACUCUGCGCAGCCUCAUCAACAUCCGCAAAGACACACUGAGAUUAGUCAGGUGCAGCGAGGACAUGAAGCUGCUCCGGGAUGAGGAGGGAAAGAGUCCUGCCAGCUACAACGUGGAGUUCACCUUCGAUGCAGACGCUCAGGUCGCCAUUACCAUCUUCUACCAGGCCAUUGAGGAGUUCCACAACGGUGUUCCCAUAUACCUGCCCCAGGACAGCUCACUGCAAUCUGAGACGGUGCACUUUAAGAGGGGCGUUUGCCAGCAUUUUUGUCUGCCCUCCCAUUCUGUCAACCUCUCAGAGUGGAGCGACGAAGAGCUUGUUUUUGACAUGGACAGAGACGUCUACCCCAUGGUGGUGCAGGCCGUGGUAGAUGAAGGAGAAGAGCAUUUAGGCCACUCCCAUGUGCUGCUGGCCUCCUUCGAGAGGCACAUGGACGGCAGCUACUGUGUGAAACCACUGAAGCAGAAACAAGUGGUGGAUGGAGUCAGUUACCUCCUACAGGAGAUUUAUGGCAUCGAGAACAAGUACAACAGCCAUGAAAACAAGGCAGCAGACGACGAGAUCAGCGACAACAGCGCAGAGUGCGUGGUGUGUCUCUCGGACGUGCGUGACACCCUCAUCCUGCCGUGCAGACACCUGUGCCUCUGCAAUGCCUGCGCAGACACGCUGCGCUACCAGGCCAACUGCUGCCCCAUCUGUCGACUGCCAUUCCGAGCUCUGCUGCAGAUCCGAGCCAUGAGGAAGAAGCUGAGCCCACUAUCACCCACAGGAUUCAAUCCUGUCAUCACGUCCCAGACCUCUGACUCGGAAGAGCACUCGGCCUCGGAGCGCAUACCCCCCGGGUACGAAGCCGUAUCUCUGCUGGAGGCCCUCAACGGCCCGCUAAGCCCCUCCACCUCGGCUCCCCCCCUGCCAAAUCUGACCCCGGGCCACGUCUCUGGGACCUUGCUGUCCUACGGAACUGAGGCUCACCCCCCCACCGCACGGUCCCUCUCCCCCCUUGAGCGAUACCUGGACCCCGCUCAAGGUCUUAAGCUCAAGAAGAGCGGCUCUAAGUCCCUCUCCCAGAAUUCCUCCAUGCUGCCAGAAGAGGACGACGAGAAGUCCUGUAGUGAGUCAGAGGUGCAGGCAUGUCGGAGGAAGAUGGCGGUUGGUCAGCAAGAGUGUGGCGUAACACCAGACAGCGAGAACUUCACCCUGUCGUCCUCUGGAGCUAUUGACCGGUCGUCCUGCACUGGCACUCCCCUGUCCUCCACCAUCACUUCCCCUGAAGAUCCUGUUAGCAGCAGUCUGGCCCAGUCCGUGAUGUCGAUGGCGUCCUCACAGAGCCAGCACUCCCAGCUCAGCACCGACACCAUGUCCUCCAUGUCAGGCUCCUAUUUGCCCGGGGCUGAGGCAGAGGCCCUGGAGAACUCCAGUGAGAGCAGGGGGCCGUCCCAGCAGGAGGGCGAGGAAACGCCCCUUGAUGUGAAGGAGCAAAAUUUUGCCGCCGCUCUUGCAGAAGAGCAGGACUCUGAGGGUAAUGAUGUCACAGAAGAAGACUGCUCACCCACCCAGGAUCCGGGUGGGCGAAGGAGAAGCGAGAUGCCUUGUCCAGAGUUUGACAAUAACAAUCAGGGCCGGUCUGACACCCCCUGCUUGACAGGGCUGGACAAUGAGCAGUGUCCUGAAAGCCGAUUCGCUGGCCUACUGUACCUGGGAUUCAGCCAACAAGGACGACAAGCCCUGACUCAGCAUGUCUCCACGAGCAACAUUAACCUGGAGGAGAAAGGGUCCGACAGCUCGCCCUGUCAUGGACCCCUCGCUAUAUAACCCCCCCCCCCCCCCCUCCGCUCUCAACAUUCGAGUCCCAGUCCCCCCCACAAACCCACAGGCCAACCUUUUAGCAUUGAUGGACAGUGUCUACUUAGGUAGGAACCUGGGCCAAAUGUUCCAAAGGGGAAAAAAGUACAGUAUUCUCUCUUUAAAAGGGUGUAAGAUUUAAAGUGUUUGUGUGAAAUAAAGGCAGGUUCUUGGAUUAGAGGUUGAUGAUAGGGGCACCUGAUGGCCUUGGUCUUUUUAAUACUGUUGGUCCAUUUUCAGCAUUAACAGUCCUGGAACAGCCUUUUUUUUUCUUUUCUACUCUGGAUUGACCUCAACCAGUCUGACCCCCCACCAAGACCACGACCCUGUGGGCCUCUGAUUUAGGGUACCGACAGACAUCAGCCUUUGCCCUGGGAACUAAUGAGUUAAAUAUGAUGGCUUGACAGAUUGAUGGUGGUCACGGUCAUGCUCUUUGUCUUCAGUCAUUUCCUUAGGUAGACAUGGAAUUAUCUCCAUGAUAGUCCUUGCAUGGCUGGUCCUACCCAGCCCCCAAAGUUGGAGAGACAAUAGUCUAUUAACUUUUGGUCAGUGACAUCAUGGCUUGAAGGACUAUCCUUUGUGUGAUAAAUUUUAAUGUCGCCAGAACGUGUGGGGGACCCAAGGAAAUGCAUUUCGAUGAAGUCACUUAAUGUAUUACACUUUUCUGUUUAAUUGUUUUUCCUUGUCAGUUGCGUAUGUGAAGCAAUUAAAUAAUAACCAUUCUAUAGAUCUCGAGGAUCUAACCUACACCGAGAAUUGCAUGCAUCUCCAACUCUACAACUGACCACAUCUGAAUUUACUACAUAACUUAUGUUUUUGAUAUAUAUGAGAUGUAAUAUAAAAAGUGUGAAGAUCCUGAAAAAAUGAAAGGUUUUUCAUGACAAAUGGGACAUGUCAAGGUGUCGAAGUCCUAACUAGGGGGAAAGGAAAAUUUACUGCCCAGUUUCAUUUCCGCCAUUGACUUUUCAGCAUUCUGUUCAUGUGACUCUAUGGCCUCCUAGCUGGCUUUUAGAAGUUCAGUACACAAAAGAAACACUAAAGCAAUAAGAUGUCUCUGCAUCCUCUAUAGCUCUGUUGCUGUCGACUUGAGUACAGAACCCCCCCCCCCCCCCCCCCCCUCGCAACAAAGUGGGUUAUUGCAGUCCGAGAUGCUCUCCUGAACUUGCUAACUGGAAUGUCUCUCAUUAGGUCACCAGAGAUCCUGCACGUGGCUCCGUGUCUGUUUUUUGUAAACACUGGUUUGAUGUGCAUCUCAUACCCAAGGACACUGAAAGCAAUGGCAGAUUGAAAUGUUAAUUCCGAUGAGAAUUCAGCGGCCCAUUGUGAACACGCUGUGUUGCUAUGGAUGUCGACCAUUCCUCUUUUCCUACCCAUGACAGAAAAAUGAGAAGGGUCGACAUGAGAAAUGACUGGAGGGGAAUAGGUGCUUGCUUUCCACAGUUCUUAGACAACAUGCAUGGUGCUCUCUGUCUUCUCACAUAUGUAGACAUGGAGCCAAAGAGUCACUGAAUCAUGCAUCGUUGAAGUAUGGGAAUUGCAUAGAAUGCCUCUCUUAUUGGUUUUUUUUUGUUUCAAAAAAUGUUACUCGUAGGAUAAUGUGACGUUCCUUCACAAGGUGAUUGGUGUGUCUCCUUGUGUCAUUUAAAUGUCAAUGAAUCAGCUGUAUAAUUUGACGUCGUAAGAGCUCUGUGGACUGCCUGUACUGUUACAAUGAAGGUGACAAGUCUUCACAGAUGUCUUUCUAUCCAACACCACAGAUAAGCUACUCUCCAACACCCAACGCAUAGUUUCUCUUGGUUAAAUCGCACCUUUCCUUUUCCCCUCUGUCUUCAACAGCGUCAUCCAGAAGAAAAUACCAGACUUUGACUGUUCUGAAGGUGCAGGUGGUUCACUCUGACAUGUUAGUACUGAUUAUACAUGAAUGAAUUGUAGCCAUUUUCAUAAAAAAUUGUGAAGUUGAUAUUAUUUACAUUUAGUUUUUCUGUUAGCAUAACUUAUUGUUACUAUUGUCACUGUGACGUUACGUGUUUAGCUGUUGAACCUGUUUAUUAUACUGGAUGGUAAUAUGUACAAUGAAUAAAAAACAGUGUACUUCUUUAA